This is a messenger RNA of Amphiprion ocellaris (clown anemonefish), 3645 nucleotides long. It is a transcript of the gene pemt, whose product is annotated as phosphatidylethanolamine N-methyltransferase. Bases 143 to 850 code for a protein of 235 amino acids. Lineage: Eukaryota; Metazoa; Chordata; Actinopteri; Pomacentridae. The transcript is spliced from 7 exons. The record is from RefSeq and is a predicted model, not a curated record. Gene Ontology annotation, molecular function: phosphatidylethanolamine N-methyltransferase activity. Gene Ontology annotation, biological process: phosphatidylcholine biosynthetic process.
UUAGAGGUUAUCUGUACAUGUGUAGUUAUCCACAACAACCGCAGCCUCCUUUAAGAGUAAACCAGAACCUUGCACUCUAUCCCGUGUAACCUCUGUUAUCUUCCCUUCACUGAUAUCUGCUGGUCUGAGCGGUCACCCGUGAAUGAGCGGCUCUGAGCGGAACCAUAAUCCUGCUGGAAACAACCGCCCGGAAACGCUGGACUGCUGCGGAGGACUUAACAACGUCGACUACUCCAAGAUGGAUGUGACGCUGAUGGAAGAACUCCUAAAACACAUUAACUUUCAUGACUCCAGCUUUUGUGUCGCUGUGAUUGCCAUCAUUUUCAACCCUUUCUUCUGGAAUGUGGUGGCGAGAUGGGAGUAUCGAACACGGCAGCUUUCUAGGCUCUUUGGCAAUCCCUACCUGGCCUGUUACGCUCUGGGCUUCAUGAUCAUUCUGCUAAAUGUGUACCGCAGCCACAGUAUGACGGUGGCAAUGAGGGCCCAGGCCAGAUGGGGAGUUAUGGACAGGACAGAUGUUUUCUACGCUGGGAUAGCUCUCAUGGUGCUAGGGACUCUGCUGGUGGUCAGCAGCUUCCUGGCUCUGGGAUUCACUGGAACCUUUCUUGGCGACUACUUUGGCAUUCUGAUGGAUGAGAAGGUGACUGGGUUCCCCUUCAACGUCACAGAGAACCCGAUGUACUGGGGCAGCACUGCCAACUACCUCGGACUGGCACUCAUUGGUGCCAGUCCUGUUGGUCUCCUCCUGACUGCUAUAGUUGCCAUGGCUUACAAGGUGGCGAUAAGAUUCGAGGGACCAUUCACCGAACAGAUCUAUCAGCAGAGGAGUCAGCGACGCAAGCAUGAAUGAUCGCUCUCCCUCCCGUGCACUUCCUCCUCUUGUUUUGGCCGAAGGAUUCCCAUCCUGUCAUGUGAACGGACACACUGAGCAACGGCUUCGGUCAUUAAUCGACCUCCAGUAUGGAUACAAAGGAAAUGAUCGCACUGUUAAUUUAGCUUUUAUGAGUGGGAACACUACUUGGAGCCAUUUUUCCAGUGUACUAUAAUUGUGGACCUCAUGACUGUGAUUCCUGAGAAUGUCAAGUUCAAGGAAAAAACUGAUAUAUUUCAAGAUGAGAAUACUGAUACCACAUCAGUAUGUUAAAAGGAGAUUCCAGCAGUUUUUACACAUUAAAGUGUUUUUACAGAUUUUAGACAUUACCACAGCAUGUGUAAAAAAGUUGAAAAAACCCUUUGUGGUUCCGGAGGGAGCUGAUGUCUGAUGAAUUGCCUUAAGUAAUUUGCAUCAGUGCUGGUUGGAGCUAAAGUGUACAAGUUUAAACAAGAAAAAAGAAGUUUGAAUUCAAACAGAAGUGAACUUUGCAGACUUCUGUAGCCUGUUCAACAUCUGUGCUUGAAGCUAGAAGCUCGAGGCGACAUUAGCCGCUACUAGCUUAUGGGAAGCUCUUUUAUGCACGACAUAAAAAAAAUCAAAAUUCUCGUCUUUAUUCUAAGCUAGGAUAAUCACCUCACUGCUCCAGCUCCAUAGUCCACACACAUGAUAAUGGUAUCAAUCCUCUCAUCUUACUCUCAGCAGGAACAUCAAUAAUCAUAUUGCUAAAAAUGUUGAGUUAUUUCUUAAAAGGUAUACCAGACUACAUUUCAAUUGUAUGUACAGUAAAAAACACUGACAUAUACUGAAAGCUUGCUUUUCAAAUUCAUGAAAUGCAGAGAAUUGCUGCCUGCUCCUGCAAGAGUGAAAGAUACUCAACCCAAGGCUACAUCCACACUAAUAAGGUUUAAAACUGCAUUUUUAAAGGAAAACAAUAGUCUUUAGCUUUAUUUCAGAAACAGUCUUCAUGCAUACUUCGAUACCUUCAAAGGCAUGUAUGACCAUUUACAUUGGCAUGCAGGUGCAGGUACAAACAUGAAACAGUGGUUUGGUUGCUGAGUUUUAGAAAAUACUAUGGAGGAAGAAGAGCCUUGGCAAAAAAAAAAAAAAUGAGAGCAGAGAUUUCCUUAACUUCACAACAGCUGCAAGCACAGACAUCAAGGCCUGUAGCCUAAUUUGUUAUCUAUGUUGAAUCAACCGUGUAGUCAAGAUUCAUGGCUGCAUUCCAAAAGAAAUGCUGUUUCUUUUACCUUUUGCUAUGUAGUGUAGUGCAGCAGUUCUUACAAAGUAUGUACCGUCCUGCAGUUUGCACAUAUCUGGGACAUACGACUUUGUCAUAAUGUUGCACUGUAAACUAUGAUCGCCUUGCUCUUUUAUCCACUGUAUACUCGGUUUUGAGAAAUGUGUUGCUAUCUGUCUGUGCACUCGAUGGCUGAAGCUCGUUUAUAGUUGGACAAGACACUCUGAGAUACGUGACGCAACUAUGCUGAGGACUGAGCAUCAGCAUACUGCAAAAUCCGACCGGAUGAGUAGGGUCUGGUAUUUUUGGGACACAGUAAAUCUUUUUUUGGCGUCCUAUGUAGUAUUGUAGUACAAAGACUAAUUGUCUUUGUUUUUCUCUGGAAAGUGAUUGUUUGAUACGAACGUGACAAUUAGGGAAUGAGUGUAGUGACAGUUAGGCCCCUCAGCAAAGCAAACAUGGUCGUCUGCAUCAUCAUUUUUCAAAAGCCUCUAUCCCUGUUCGUUCAGAAGUACCAGAAGCUAUGGUCUUUAAAAUCAAAAACACAUUAGUGUGGAUGUAGCUUUAUUGCUGCCACUUGGUGCAGCAGUGAUACAUAUCUGCUUAGUCUUAAAGAAGUAAAAAUACACUGUUUUUGCUCACCUGCAUGAUUUCCACACAUACUUUUUCCACACUAAAAUAGACUCACAAUACUAGGAAACACACUGGUGCAAGUCAGUAUAUUAAGAGCACUCUGUUCCAUUUAGAUGUACCAGUUAGUGAUACGAGGCAGCCAGUAGGUACAGUGUGAAAGCAAUGGAAGUGAUACGCCUGGAUGUAAUGUAUUUAUAAUUAAUGUUAUUGAUUACAGCUUUUUGACGUCGAGCUAUCUCCUGUGAAAAAGUCUCAUUGAUGUCAAUAGUUUUCCAAAUGUUCUGUUCCAGUUCAGUGUUUUCUCUUUUCCAUUUGCAUUACUGCAUUUUGACUGAUUCUUAGUAUACAGUGUUAUAUAUAUAUAUUUUUUUCUAUUUGAUCAUGUUAGCCAAGACUGGAAGCACAGAAAAACAGCAUAUUUCCCAAAGUGGUCCUCACUCAUUUUUUUUUUACUGCUGCAAGUUACCGAUUAAUCUCAGUGCUUUUUUUUUGUUAAACUCCCUUUAUGAUGACAACAUUUAUUGAAAAUACUGCCAGAUUUGAUGGUCUAACCGCCUAUAAAGUGAAAUCAUCAUCUGUAUGAGUAAUAUUUUCAGUGUUUGUCAAAGCAACACAGAAGUUUAAAAGUUUUCACCUCAAGACAGCAAUUUUAUUUACACAAAAACUACAGUUUCAGAUCAUAUUCUGCAAAACUAACACGAAUCUAAGAUAACAUUCAAAACUGCCAGUGUUAUACAGAUUUUGAGUGAUUUUGUACACUUUUUUUUUUUUUUUUUUUUUUUUAAAUAUUUGAUAAUAAAUCAUUUAAACAUCAGAGGAGCUGUACCAGUAAUGGCCUGGUAAUGUGCUUUUUGUUUAUGGGAUAUUUUUAUGUAAUAAAAGAACGAGUCAGAGUGCAAAA